CCCGACGCUCUCCUGCCCAUCCCCAAAUACGUACACAUACACACGCACUCCUUUACUCACAAAUAGAUCCUCUGGCUUGCCUUCACGCCUCUGGGUAUGAAAAGGACUUGGCUGGUAAUGGGGCCGCCUACUUGCUGUCCGCCUUCCGCUGCGUGAACACACGUCCUGCUGCCCACCGGGAGCGACAACACAACCAGAACCCAGCAUGUCCGACCAGUCGGCGUUUGACACAGAUGUAUGGACCCUGACCCGGUUCAUCAUCGAGACUGGCCGCCAGGCUAAAGGAGCCACCGGAGAGCUCACCCAGCUGAUCAACGCCAUUCUUACCGCCAUCAAAGCCAUUUCAUCUGCUGUGCGCAAGGCGGGCCUGGCGCACCUGCAGGGCAUGGCGGGCUCCGUGAACGUCACGGGGGAUGACGUAAAGAAGCUGGACGUGCUGUCCAAUGACCUGGUGAUCAACAUGCUUCAGGCCUCCUACAGUACCUGCUGCAUGGUGUCUGAGGAGAACAAGGACAUCAUUGUCACUCCCAAGGAUAAGAUGGGAAAGUACGUGGUCUGUUUCGACCCUCUGGACGGCUCCAGUAACAUCGACUGUUUGGCUUCUAUCGGCACCAUAUUUGCCAUCUACAAACGGAUAUCAGAGGGGGAGCCCACAGAUAAAGACGCCCUGCAGCCGGGCAACAACAUCGUGUGUGCUGGCUACGCCCUGUAUGGCAGCGCCACCCUGGUGGCUCUCAGCACCGGCAGCGGCCUCAACUUCUUCAUGCUGGACCCUGCCAUUGGUGAGUUCAUUCUGACUGAGAGGAAUGUGAAGAUCAAGCCAAAGGGAAAGAUUUACAGCCUGAAUGAAGGCUACGCCAAGUACUUCCACCCCUCCAUCAAUGAGUACCUGAAGCACAAGAAAUACCCUGAGGAUGGUAGCUCCCCCUAUGGAGCUCGAUACGUGGGCUCUAUGGUGUCAGAUGUUCACCGCACCAUUGCCUACGGAGGCAUCUUCAUGUAUCCUGCCAAUGAGAAGAGCCCCAAGGGAAAGCUGCGGCUGCUGUACGAGUGCAACCCCAUCGCCUUCCUCAUCGAGCAGGCAGGAGGCAUCGCCACCACCGGCACCCAGAGGAUACUGGACGUGCAGCCUGAAGCGCUCCACCAGCGGGUGCCCUUCGUGGUCGGCUCCUCCGAUGACGUCAACGAGUACCUGUCCUUUGUCAAGAAGUUCUCGUAAAGCUACGGCAGCCCUACUUUAACAGUUAGUCCAAAAAGAUGAUUCUUAAAUAGCCUUUUCAUAAUUAUAGUCAUAUGUUCUUAAAAUCAGAGAAUUGUCAUCACAAGAAAACUGUUCUUGAAGCUCACCUUUAAAAGUUGUCAGAUCUCAAUUUGAUUUUUUUCAUAAAAAAAAACAACUGAAUUUAUUUUUAAUAUUGAUAAUUUCUACAAAACUUGCUCUGCCAAUGUUUUGGAUGACAAAGUCAAAGCUUUUCCACAUACUACAGCAUUUAAAGCUGUUCAAAUAUAGUUUUCCAAAACCUGAUAAAAUGUCCAAAUGUUUUAACACCAUGAUGCAAAUUGUUAAUUCAGACUUAACAGCAUAUCAAGUAAAAACACAGACCUGCCAUCAUUUUCUUUACGACAAGAAGAACAGUCCAGUUUCUAAUUCAUUAACAUCUUAACAGCCAAGUUAACAUUUCAGGCAACAUCCUGAGACUGUUGGUAUAAUACCAGAAAAUUUCCAGCUUUAAGAACAAAAUUUCAGACACCACACUAGUAUUUAAGAACUUUUAAUUGAUCACAGUAAAAGUAGGAAAAAAAAAAAUCCAUUUACAAUGACCAAAGCAAGUUUUACUGUAUCACUCACCGAGCAGCAUUCACAUAUUUACAAAGAAUAAAACAACUAAAAUCCUUCAGAUGACAAAGUGGCAUAAAACCAGCCAAAACAAAAUGUCCCCAUUUCCCAAAAUUCAGUGUCUGUCUUCAUAAAACAUGGGAGACUCUCCUGUCAGUGUCGUCCCUCAUCUCCAGCCAAA
Messenger RNA from Monopterus albus (swamp eel), 2018 nucleotides. It is a transcript of the gene fbp2, whose product is annotated as fructose-1,6-bisphosphatase 2. Gene Ontology annotation, biological process: sucrose biosynthetic process; fructose 1,6-bisphosphate metabolic process; gluconeogenesis. Bases 206 to 1219 code for a protein of 337 amino acids. Gene Ontology annotation, cellular component: cytoplasm; cytosol. The record is from RefSeq and is a predicted model, not a curated record. NCBI's taxonomy places the organism in Eukaryota, Metazoa, Chordata, Actinopteri, Synbranchiformes, Synbranchidae. Gene Ontology annotation, molecular function: fructose 1,6-bisphosphate 1-phosphatase activity. The transcript has 7 exons.